Marmota monax (woodchuck) is the source of this 1270-nucleotide messenger RNA. RefSeq names its product G protein-coupled receptor 20 (gene Gpr20). The record is from RefSeq and is a predicted model, not a curated record. Gene Ontology annotation, molecular function: G protein-coupled receptor activity. Gene Ontology annotation, biological process: positive regulation of Rho protein signal transduction; phospholipase C-activating G protein-coupled receptor signaling pathway. NCBI's taxonomy places the organism in Eukaryota, Metazoa, Chordata, Mammalia, Rodentia, Sciuridae. The transcript has a single exon. Gene Ontology annotation, cellular component: membrane. The coding region runs from base 81 to 1151 and encodes 356 amino acids.
CAAGCAAGGGCCAGCCUCAAACAGAGCUGGCUGCCAGGCUGCUGCUGCAGGUAACCCCUUCUCCUUCCAGGGCCACCGCCAUGCCCUCUGCGCCUGCAGCAGUGCCCUGGGCCUUGGCAGCCCCCAACGCCACGGUGUCAGCCAACAGCAGUGUGCCAGAGACCUCUCUCUUCCACCUGUUCGCCCUGCUGGACGAGGAGCUGUACUCGGCCUUCCCAGGCCUCUGGCUGGCGCUGAUGGUGGUGCACGGGGUCAUCUUCCUGGCCGGGCUGGUGCUCAACGGGCUGGCCUUGUACGUCUUCUGCUGCCGCACCAGAGCCAAGACGCCGUCGGUCAUCUACACCAUCAACCUGGUGGUGACUGACCUGCUGGUGGGCCUGUCCCUGCCCACGCGCUUCGCGGUCUUCUACGGUGCGCGGGGCUGCCUGCGCUGCGCCUUCCCGCACGUCCUGGGCUACUUCCUCAACAUGCACUGCUCCAUCCUCUUCCUCACCUGCAUCUGCGUGGACCGCUACCUGGCCAUCGUGCAGCCCGAGGGCUCCCGCCGCUGGCGCCAGCCCGCCUGUGCCAGGGCUGUGUGCGCCUUCGUGUGGCUGGCCGCUGGCUCCGUGACCUUGUCGGUGCUGGGGGUGACGGCAGGCGGGCGGCCCUGCUGCCGCGUGUUCGCGCUGACCGUGCUGGAGUUCCUGCUGCCGCUGCUGGUCAUCAGCGUGUUCACGGGCCGGAUCGUGUGCGCACUGUCGCGGCCAGGCCUGCUGCGCCAGGGCCGGCAGCGCCGCGUGCGGGCCAUGCAGCUGCUGCUCACGGUGCUCGUCAUCUUCCUCGUCUGCUUCACGCCCUUCCACGCCCGCCAGGUGGCUGUGGCGCUGUGGCCCAGCGUGCCGCACCACACCAGCCUGGUGGUCUACCACGUGGCCGUGACCCUCAGCAGCCUCAACAGCUGCAUGGACCCCAUUGUCUACUGCUUCGUCACCAGUGGCUUCCAGGCCACCGUCCGUGGCCUCUUCCGCAGGCACGGAGCAGAGUGUGAGCCCAGCAGCGGCGACGUGGUCAGCAUGCACAAGAGCUCCAAGGGCUCGGGCCCCCAGAUCCUUCUCAGUGCUGGUCCUCGUGCACUCACCCAGGCCCUCACCAAUGGGCCUGAACCUUAGGUCAGCAGCACUCUGCCAGGGGCCAAAGGUCAGGGCUUGGCCGGGUGGCCAGCCCAGACACCUGCUGGGCCGGGGCAGCAAACUGGUCUCAUUUGGAUGGACUGCAGAUGGGUACCAGG